CAGGCAAGUUGUGGGGAAAAAUGAAUGCCAUCCAGGUGAUUUCCCUCACUUUGCUGUCCAUUGUGGCAGCCGGUGCUCAGUCUAUAAAACCAGGGAGAUGCCCCGUGCCUGCCGUCCAGGAGAAAUUUGAUGCUGCAAGGUAUCUUGGUAAAUGGCAUGAGAUCCAGAAACUGUCGAACAGCUUCCAGAAGGGUCAGUGCAGCACUGCCACCUACAGCCUGCAAAGCCCAGGAGUCGUUGGUGUCCUCAACAAGGAGCUGCUUCCUGACGGUACCAUUGACAGCAUCAACGGCACUGCCAAGGCUGCAAGUUCAUCUGAGCCUGCCAAGCUGCUGGUCACCUUCUUUGAGAACACUCCCCCUUCCCCGUACUGGGUUCUGUCCACCGACUACGACAACUUCGCCCUGGUCUACAGCUGUACUGAAAUCGAAUCGUUACAUGGGGAGUUCAUCUGGAUCCUGAGCAGAAAUCCCAGCCUUCCUAAGGAAACCCUGGAGGAGCUGCAGAGCAUCCUGUCCUCUUUUGGAGCCAGUGUGGAGAAGCUGCUUGACACCAAUCAGGACAGAGAUUACUGCAGAGUCAUGCACGAGUAAACAUGUGCUGUGGUUAUCAGUGAAUGU
Neolamprologus brichardi is the source of this 620-nucleotide messenger RNA. NCBI's taxonomy places the organism in Eukaryota, Metazoa, Chordata, Actinopteri, Cichliformes, Cichlidae. The record is from RefSeq and is a predicted model, not a curated record.